Drosophila melanogaster (fruit fly) is the source of this 2682-nucleotide messenger RNA. RefSeq lists its product as uncharacterized. The transcript has 4 exons. The coding region runs from base 382 to 918 and encodes 178 amino acids. The record is from RefSeq and is marked reviewed. NCBI's taxonomy places the organism in Eukaryota, Metazoa, Arthropoda, Insecta, Diptera, Drosophilidae.
CACUGCAGUCAACAUUUUCAACUCAGACGGAACGCACGGUUUGGCGGACGCAGUUUGAAAUAAUUCAAAAUAUAAUAUUUCAAUUUUAGCACGAACAUCGUCGAAGAUCUUUGGCAGAACCCUUUAAGCAAUAUAAAUAAACGAAAACAACAAUUAAGCUAAUAUAUUAACCGACUAACAACAGUAGAAACAAAGUCUUCCAAAAAGCGGAACGAUUCCACUGAGAGGAACAAAGUGAAAAUUGCGAUUUCAGUGAGUGCAGUUUGUCAGUUCGUCAUUCUGCCCAUUUGUCAGUUCGCCAGUUCGCCAACUCGCCAGUGUGUGUGUGCCAGUGUGUUAGUGAGUGUGAACUCUGCGGUAAAGGUCAGAACUCAUAUGAAAAUGUCGAGCGGCAACCAAGAAGCAAUGUCAACAAAAGCAGCUGUCAACUCGGUGAACGUGGACGAGGACAAGGCCCCGUCAAUGCAUAUGCAUUCAACAUCCUCAUCAGCCCCAGGAUCGAUUGCGUCCAGCUACCAUGUGAAAACGCUGGCCAUUCUGGUGGCCAUCGUCUUGUGCAGCGGCAGCUUGGGAUUCGCCGACGGGCUCAAGUGCCACAUGUGCGGCCAGUACAACGAGGGCGUGGGCUCCAUUACGCCCUGCACCAACUACACCACGGACAUUGCCCAUCUCUACCUGAAGGAGUGCACCAAGAAGAGCGAGAAGUUCUGCGUGAAAUAUGUUAGUGAACUGUCGACCGUUCGCGAUUGUGCUACCGAGUGUGUGGAAAAAGAAAUUUGGGAGACACAAACGUAUUGCUGCACCGAGGACGGAUGCAACUCUGGCACCCAAUUGGCCUACUCCGUCAUCCUGUUGACCCUGCCAAUCCUUUCGGUGGCUUGGCCAACAUUCGUUGAUUUUUGGAAUACGCGACGUUAAGUGGGUCCUCAGGUGAUCCAGCCAAUCUUCGCUCGGUUCUUAACUUGAUUUCUGUAUUAUUUUGCAGCAAGUGAAAAAUGUAUAAAAUUUCAAGCGUUAGCAUUUAUAUUAUGUUCAAAAAUUUAUUAAAAGCACAAACAAAAUUCUGUGAACGGGACCUAAUCAAACUAAGAAGCGAUUACAAGAAAAAUUAUCAUUCGAAACUUUUUUUUUGGAAUUUAUUGACUUAUGCGAUUUAUGAAAUAUAUAUUUUGGCCAACAUGUUUGCUGUUAUUACUUUGAGGCUUUGUAUUUCUGUCUGUCUUCCCAAAAAAACACAAAAGUGUUGGUAAAUGAUAAAUAACGGGUGUAGAAACAUCCAAAAGCUUAACUAAUUCAUAUUCACAAGGAAUAAACAAUUGCAAUGCCAAAUUACUACUAAAACCGUGUUAAAAAAUUAAAAAAAAAAAGAAACGAAAACACAUUAUUAAAAUAAUGAUAAAUAAAAUUACAUUUAAGAUAAGGCCAGCUGUCGAAAGUACAUAAGGAAUCGCAAUCAUAUUGAGGAAUUAUAAACAUCAAUGAAUUUCGAUGAAUUCGUAUUGAACGCAUUUCAUGAACAUACUAAUUAUAGUACACCUAAGGUUAAAUAACGAAAAGUAGUAAUUAAAUACUUAGGAUCCCGAAUUCUGCGCGCGAAAGUUGUUUGUUUUUUUUUUAUUUGAUUUGCAUAUAGGACCACAAAUAUUACGCAAAUGUCAAAGUCACAGUGAGUUUAUUUUGGGGUCUGUGAUUUUGCACUUUGGUAUUGUAAUAUUUGCUGGAAAUCUUUUCACUCUAUGUUAUUUCAUAAGCUAAUAAAACCGAUCAAGAAAACGUUGGUUUUUUGUUUGAACCAAAAAUUAGAAGAAAACAAAACUAAUGUUUGUUAAAUGCAAUUGUGAAAGUAAAGUUAAGGUCGUACGAAUUAUGAUAGUAGAAGCGAACACUAAAGAAAAUCGAAGACGUUUUCACUCCACUGUUCAUGAGAUUCUAAAUUAAAUAUUAAAAGUAAAACAACGCAAUGAUUAUACCAAUUGAUCUUCACGAAUAAAAUACUUGUAGCAAAGUCUAGCUCAGAUAGAUACCAUUCGGCAUAACGUAGGUAAAGAACUAAUUAAUAGAUUUAUAUAGAUUUACCGAGCGUUUAGUGAACCCAAGUGAAUUAACAUGAAAGUUCUUAACGAUUUUCUUAUAUAGAGCACUUAUGCGAUUCCAUUUUUAAUUAUUUACAAAUAAUAAUAUUUUCAAAUGAUUAAUACUUAUACUUAUAACAUAUAUGAUGAACAACUCAUACGAUAUAUACCUACGAAAACCUAGAGUUUAGAUCUAAGGGCUUUCACUAUAUUAAAGCAAAAACCAAACAUGUGAAAUAUGCAAAAAGAGAUGCGAUUAUACAUAUACAAAUGUUAAAUGUUAGUUCCUCGAAACCAAAGCAGCUUGUGUACUAGUAUUUAAUGCUCACAUUUUGAAUAAUUUGCAUAUGAUUAAAAACGCCCACUUAACAAAAUGAGUAAAUCGGAUUUUCAUUUAAUUAUAUUAUUAUAACCACUUGAAUUUUCUCUGACAUUUUGCAAUAAUAAAUUGUCGAGCGAUCUAUCUGCUUUGGCCACAUACUCGUUUAUAAUGCAAUCAUUUUAUUUUACACUCUCAUCGAUUUACACAAAACGAGAAAAUUCCAAUUGCAAUUACAAUUACAACACUAAUAAUAAUUGUAUGUAUAUGUAUGGUAUAUGUAUUUCCAAU